UCCACCACGCUCACUACCCAACUUCCUCACGCUGCAAAUCUCGGAAAUACUUGCAAACGUGCCGCAGGAUUUCUCUACACUGGUAUCGAACAGCACAGUAUUGGCGACAGCAAUGAGUGGCUAUCAGCGGGUCGCCGCCAUAGACGACGAUGAUCAUGUAGAGCACUCGCCGCCAGCAGUACCCAACUCCCCACCGCCCUCAUUCCGUAGCCGUGCGUCAUCGCGCCGACCAUCUCGGGAAGAUCAACCACAGCGCGCCGAAGCAGACCACGACCUGGACGAUGCCUUUGCCGCACCCUCUGACGACGACAGCGACGACGAAGAUGCCCGCGACAGGCGGCGCUUAAUACACAAUACUGAGGCAAACUCGGCCGUGGAAAGCCCCACCCUACCAAGACCAGGCGGGCCAGCGCGGCAGGUGACACAAUUCCCCACCGUCGCACCGGGCUCCUCAAGCGGGAGAGUAAUCGGUGCAGGGCAGACCGACGGUGUCUUCUCCAAUAUCAGCGCAAAGCCUCGACCAGGCGACGAUGUAGAGGAAAAGCCACCGACCUACGAGCAGGCCGCGGCAGAUGCGACACCGCCAUAUUGGGAGACGACAGUCCUCUCACCCUACCACAUCACCGGAAACCCGGACGACGUGUUCGUCGACGGGCUUCUUGUUGGUUCAUUGUUCUCUUUCGUCUGGAAUGCCUUAAUCUCCCUCUCCUUCCAACUAAUAGGCUUCCUACUCACAUACCUCCUCCACACCACACACGCAGCGAAACACGGCUCGAGAUUCGGUCUCGGAAUUACUCUGGUACAAUAUGGCUUUCAAAUGCGCUACGCAGCAACAAUAGAUCGCUCUGGUCCUUCAGAACCCGGCAUGCCAAAUGGUGGCGCAGACGGCAUGCCAGACGACCCAAAUGCCCACGACUUCGACCCGAACGCUGUGACAGGCGGAGAUCCAACUGGAGGAGCCGUGAGCGGUGGUCUCACUACCAGCGACUGGCUGUCAUACAUACUCAUGAUCUUGGGAUGGUUUAUCUUGAUCAGAGCAGCGUCAGACUUCAUGAAGGCGAGGAGACAGGAGGCGCUUGUGAGAUCGAGUCCAGAUCGAGGACUGGGCACUGCUGUUGUGGCGGAAGGCGAGAGGCCCGAGACGAGCGUCUAAGCAAGAGCAUGUAUGCGAGCAUGCACCUUUUCUUUGGUUACGAACGACAUGAGCAUGGGUGUGGGACGCGAAGGGAUGAGAAUAGCCAGGCGUUCGAUCGGGACUCUUUUUCGCAUAUGCGGCAUCAAGACAAAAUUCUCCUUCUAUGACUUCCAAUUCUACCACUAUUACGAUAGCGAAGCGUCAUCUCUUAUUUUAGAAAUUCAACACCUGCUGCAACUGCAGCUGCAACG
Messenger RNA from Pseudocercospora fijiensis CIRAD86, 1386 nucleotides. RefSeq lists its product as uncharacterized. The record is from RefSeq and is a predicted model, not a curated record. Lineage: Eukaryota; Fungi; Ascomycota; Dothideomycetes; Mycosphaerellales; Mycosphaerellaceae. The transcript has 2 exons. Gene Ontology annotation, biological process: vacuolar transport; ubiquitin-dependent protein catabolic process; metal ion transport. Bases 113 to 1153 code for a protein of 346 amino acids. Gene Ontology annotation, cellular component: Golgi apparatus; perinuclear region of cytoplasm; endoplasmic reticulum.